AUGGAGCUGCCAGGGGACUUGGUGGCCAAGUUGCUUUUCAAGGUGGCAUUUUCGCGCCACGAGGCCUACAAUGUGCUGGGAGCAUGCUGUCCGCAGAUUCCUGCCCUGGCGAUGGAAGCUGUAAGGUUCGAAACGCGGGCGGUGGAGGCAGACCUGAAAAUGUCGAAAGAACCGGCCAGCGGCAUACGCUUCGUGCAUCCAGGCUCUGAAGCCUUCAUAGUCCCCGUGUCGCACCCGCAGAAGGCCCUGGCCGCCCUCGCGCCCACCGCCCGAGACCAGCGGCUCCAGGCGGGCUUCAGCAAGUCCAUCACAGCCAUCGUUAAGGACAUGGUCCGCAGUACUUCAGUGUUGAACUUCCUGAUGAACACAUGUCUGAUGUCCUUUGCAGAGCAGAUGGACCUGGCGCUUCGCCUUAGCCGCGCAAGCGAAGCGGAGGAGGAGACGCCCACCACGGCGAACAAGACCCCGGCGCCGCCCGACGAGGCAGCCGAGGAGGAGGAGAAGGACUGCGAAGGCGUUCUCCUCCGCCUGGUGCAGCCGGCGGCAGCGGGCGCGGCGACAGCAGAGCCACUCCAGGUGGUCCUGCGUGAGAGCUCUGCCGGCGAGGAGAUCGGCUUACAAGGUCAGCUGAGGCACAACUGCGAGCAGAUCGCGCUGAAGCUAGCGCGGGCAGACUGGCUGCUGCUCUACGAGGGCGUGGCUUUGGAGGCGCAGCUGCGCGCGCGGACAAUGGCCUUCCAGCUGCGCCAGCGGCAGCCCGACGCCAAAGGAGCCGUGCAGCUGCUGGACCUAGAGGUGGUUCUUCUCCAGCUUCCUGUCUUCGGGGCACGAGGAUCCUCCCCAGAGGGUGCUGUGGCUGCAGCCUCCGCGGCGUGUGUGGAGGCCGGACUGGCCACGGGUGGAGGGGAAGAGGAAGCCAGUCUCAGGGACUUCCUGCAAACGUGGGAGGACUUCGAUGGCUGGGCAUCUUCUCUCGAGGAGCAUCUAGGACCACUCGACCUCGAGGUUAGCCGAGAGCGUUCCAACAACCUUCAAAGAGGCCAGUCGCACACGCCCUACGUCGUAGACCUGUGCCGGCUAGCCUUCCGAAACUUCGCCAUCUGCGAGGGGCGGCUGUUCAUUUCGCUGGCGCUGGCGCUCUACAGCCUCAUUGCCAGGGCCCUGCGCGACGAUCCUGAGAGGGAGCCCUCGGAGGACUUUAAGCAGGCAAAGGGCGGAGGUGAAGAGCACAGCCGCCGCCUUGCGCUACUGGAGGCCUUGCACAACCUGGCGAGCACCUUCGCCGUUCAUGACGACGCCCUGGCGCUGCAGCGGAGCACACUGGAGGAGUACCGCUACUAUCUCUUGGAGCCUCUAGAGCGAGCCUGCCAGCACUUCGAUCUGCUGGAGAACUGA
Symbiodinium natans is the source of this 1395-nucleotide messenger RNA. The record is from the annotation of a GenBank genome assembly. NCBI's taxonomy places the organism in Eukaryota, Dinophyceae, Suessiales, Symbiodiniaceae.